AUGAUUACCUCUGAACCAGUAGUAGCAGCCUCAUUAACAGCUCAAAUGGACUCUGAUCGAAGGUUACGUUACGGUGAUAUUGGAAAAGAGCCAAUGAGUCAUUUGGAGCCCAUAGGAGGUUAUGGGAAUUUACCGUUAAUGUCACUGGAAGUGGCUGUUGAAUACCUAAAACCUAUGAUUGCCACAAUACCAAGAGAUGUUUGGAUAGCGAAACAAAACUGUCAACAUCUUCACGAUCAUUUAACCCAAGAUGAAUCUGCUGCCAUUCACUUAUAUACAAUGGGAAGUGUUUUUCAACACCUUAACGAUGUGUUACGUUCGAAAAACAGAGCAAAAGUACUAGUCCCUUGGCUGCCUUAUUUAAAAUUACUUCUAACGGCAUUAUGCAAACUACCAGCAGUCAAAAAGAUAGCUUGGCGUGGGACCAGCUUGGAUUUAAGUACAAAGUAUAAACCAGGUGAUCGAUGUGUAUGGUGGGGUUUCAGUAGCUGUACGGAAACAAUUGCAGUAGCCGACUUUUACCUUGGUGAAUCUGGUUUUCGAACAUUGUUCUGUAUCGAAUGUGAAAAUGGUAGACUAAUAACGCCACACUCACAGUUUGAACAUGAAAAUGAGAUUUUGUUACUACCGGGCUUUUAUUUUCAAGUGGUAGAUAAGACAGAUCGUGAUGAUUUCCCUAUUAUUCACCUCAAAGAGAUCCAACCGCCUCAUCCACUUUUGGAAUCACCGUUUUCGCCGAUGGAAUCAGCAGAUGACCAAACAAGCAGCACUCUGAAUAUUGAUGGAUAUAUCUCGAUGAAGCAAAACGACCCCACAAACGAAACUGAUGGUGAGCAGUGUCCUAUCUUUUAUGUAGUUAGUUAUUAG
Didymodactylos carnosus is the source of this 867-nucleotide messenger RNA. NCBI's taxonomy places the organism in Eukaryota, Metazoa, Rotifera, Eurotatoria, Philodinida, Philodinidae. The record is from the annotation of a GenBank genome assembly.